This is a messenger RNA of Coturnix japonica (Japanese quail), 3684 nucleotides long. It is a transcript of the gene PROM2, whose product is annotated as prominin 2. Gene Ontology annotation, cellular component: cell surface; prominosome; cilium. Gene Ontology annotation, molecular function: cholesterol binding. The record is from RefSeq and is a predicted model, not a curated record. NCBI's taxonomy places the organism in Eukaryota, Metazoa, Chordata, Aves, Galliformes, Phasianidae.
GGCCUUUAAGGGUCCCUUCCAACUCAGACUAUUCUGUGAUUCAGUGUGGAAUGAUGCACUAUGCCAUCUGCUCCAGAAGGUUGCUGUGAUCAUCCCCUGCUGGGGGAAAAGCACCUUUUUUGAAGGGGGGACCACACUGCUUUGCAUUCUACCCCAAAGGGAAGCUCCCACCCUUCCUGCCAUCCUUGUCACUACAGCUCAGCUCCUCCUAUGGGGCAGGAUGUGGCCAUGGGACAGCUGGGGAUAAAUCUCAUCCAAGCCCAGCCAAGGGGAUGCUCUUUGCAAGGAGAGGAGGGAUCUCUGCUGCCUGCAGGGCUAAGCAUGGCAAGGGACGCAGCGCUUGCAAAACAGCCCUGGGAUGGUUUGGGAAGGUUUGGGCGGCUCAUCACCCCGCCUUGCUCAGCCCAGCCAAGCCCAGACGCCCCAGGGAGGCUGGAGGGGGAGCAGCCAGGCAGCGUCUGGGCUCGGCAGCAGCCAACCUGUCAGGCAGGUUUCCUUUAGAGCAGCCAACGAAGCCACCAGGGCCGGGCAUGCCCCACCGUGUGCUCGCAGGCUGACGGGGCUGCCCGGCUCUUUCCUCACCACCGAAGCCAUGCGGGCGGCCGGGCUGCUCCUUGCUUGGGUGCUGCUGCGUCCUGUUGGUGCCCAGCAAUGUCACCCCAGCAGCUCUGCUGGUGUCCUCCGCUUCACCGACACCCAUGCUGAAAUCCGAGUGCCGGCGCUGCACCGCGUGCCCAGCUCUCUUGACCCUCUAUAUGGCCUCGUCCGACACUACCUGGACCUCAUCCAGCAGAACCCCCUACCCACAGAGCUUCUCAGGGCAGCCCUGAAUGACCCCAGCUCAGUGCGGGCAUCACAGGUUGUACAGUAUGAGCUGGGCUAUGUCAUUUGUGCUGCGGUGGCUCUGCUCUUCACCGUGGCUGUGCCAGUGGCAGGGCUGUGCUUCUGCUAUUGCCGGAGCCGGCGGCGGUGUGGGGGCCGCCUGCGUGCCCACCGGCGUUCCCUGGCCUGCCGGCGCCGCUGCCUCCUCGUCUGCCUCUCCAUCACCUCCAUCAUCAUCCUGACCAGUGCCAUCUGUGCCUUGGUCACCAACCAGCGAGUGAAGGAACAGAUGGAGCCAGGGCUCGGUGCCGUGCCAGCCAUGCUGCGCACACUGCGGCAGCACAUAGCCAACAUCCCCCAGGGCGUGCAAAUGGUGGUGGACCAGUUUGAAGUGCCCCGGCAGCAGAUAAUCUCUGACCUUGGGGGGCUGAGCCGCAGCGUGGGGCUCUCCAUCCACACACAGCUGAAGGCAAUGACCUACGCAGCACUGGCAGACCUGCAGGACAGGGCGGGAGACCUACAGACCUCGCUGCACCAUUUACAGAUUAUCAACAAGACGGUCCGAGUGCUGACAGCGGCACGGGCUGAGCUGGAGCCAGCACUGCAGGAGAGACGGCAGCGUGUGGUCACACUCCUGGAUGAUCCACGUUGCACCUCCUGUGCCAGCGUGCUGGGCAGGGCACAGAGCCUGCAGCUGGGCGCUGACUACAGCAAGGUGCCCUCGGUGGAGAAGGUGUUGAAGACAUUGUCUGGUCUGCCCCGAAGUGACUUUGCGGAGAUGAUUCGGCAGGGCAAUGGUACUUUCAAUUCUAUCCCGGAGCUGGCUGUGGAGAGGAUGGCACAAGUGAUCCAGGAGCUGCGGGACGAGAUGGCCCAAGUGUCAGAGAAGGUGCAGACCAUAGCUGAUGGCUUCCCCCUCCCCGACUACACCCGGCGUGUCAACAAGGCCCUGCUGAAGGCAGAGGACAACAGUCAGCCUUUCCUCCGGGAGGUGGAGCGCUUCGAGUGGUACAGGUGGGUUGCAGGCACGGUGCUGUGCUCCAUCAUCCUCCUCAUCGUUGCCUGCAAUGUGGCCGGGAUGGCUCUGGGUACAUAUGGACUCUCCAAGAGGGAAGACCCAAGUGACUACGAGUGCCGAGGAGAAGCCGGAGCCAAGUUUCUUAUGAUUGGCGUGGGCUUGGGUUUCCUGUUCUCCUGGCUCCUCAUCCUCAUGGUUUUCACCACCUUCUUGGUUGGGGGUAACGUCCAGACGUUGGUUUGCAGGAAUUGGGUCAACCAGGAGAUUUACAAGUUUAUUGACACCCCUGGGAACCUUCCUCCAUCCAUGAACCUCACCCAGCAGCUCAACCUGAGGAGGGACUCCAACCUCACUGCUGCAUACAGGGAGUGCAAGAGCGGCGCAGGGCUGUGGGAGGUGCUACAGCUGGAGAAGUCCUACGACCUGGAUGAGCACCUCAAAGCCCCCAAGUACACGGCCAACUUCCAGAAACGCCUGGGUGACUUCACAGCACAACUUGGGGAUGUACGGCUGCUCCGCAGUGAGGGCAGGAAUGACCUGCAGACCUUUGCCCGCAGUGGUGUGGAUGAGGUGGACUACAGCCGCUUCCAGGAGGAGAUGAAGAUCCCCGUGGUGCAAACCAGCCUCCCUGCCCUGGCUCGGAGCCUGGACGGGUUGCAGAAGAUGCAGAGGAAUGGCACAGUGGCAGGACGGCUGGCUGCUGAGGCCAAGGCUCUGUGGCAGAUGCACAACUCCACAGUGCAAAUUCAAGAGGCGCUGGUGGCAAAGCUGGGGGAAAGCAUCCGGUUCCUUUCACGUUUGGCACCGCACCUUCAGGAGCGAGUGAAGACCACAUUGGACACCAUCACAUCAGUGGAAACCCGGCUGCCUGUGCAAGCCCAGCAGAUCCUCCGGCAGGAGAUUGGCUGCUUCACAAGGAAGGAGCUGCGCUACUUUGCACAGUAUCUGCACUGGGUCGGACAGACGCUGAGGGAGGAUGUGGCUUCAUGUCAGCCUCUCGCCACAGCCCUUGACAAUGGGAGGGUGAUCCUGUGUGACCGCAUUGCUGACCCCUGGAAUGCCUUCUGGUUCAGCCUGGGGUGCUGCACCUUCUUCCUCAUCCCCAACAUUAUCUUUGCCAUCAGGCUCACCAAGCAUUUCCGCCCCAUCCGCAACAGGCUCAUCUCUACAGGCUCAGAGGAGACCUGUCCCUUCCACAUCCCUCGUGUCACGGCGCUGAAGCUCUAGGCCAGGAUCUGCAGGGACACCCAUGUCAAUGCACCGUAGGGCUCCAGGUCCUUGCAGCAUCUCUUCCUCAGUGUCUGAACACCAUCAAGGAUCUCCCUGGAGCCUGGCUGACUGGGGACCUCAGGCAGCAUCUCUGCAGCUCCUGCUGACUGCUGGCUCACCUGCUGCACAUGCAGACCCUGCUGUGACGCAUGCCUGGCUCCUUCUCUCCCACCGCAGCCCUCCUGCAGCAGCGCCCUGCAAUGCUUCUCCACUCCUGGGAUGGAGCACAUUAAACCUUCCUGAGCCAAACCCAGCAUUGUCUGUUUAUUUUCCUGAUUUUGCCCAGAAAUACUCAGCUGCAGCCUCUCAGAGGAGCAUACCCAGCUCUCAGUCCCCUCUGCUCCAAGGCUACUUUGGAGAAGGCUUCAAAGUCACACAGAUCAGGGCUUGGGGGCAGGGCCUUCCCCAUGCAAUGGGGACAAAGCCAGAGAUCUUGAGACCCUCAACCCCUUGUGUCUUGGGACUGUGAACAACUCGAGUUUUAGUACCCUCAAUACCUUGGGUUUGGGGACCUUGAACACCUUGGGUCUUAAUAGCCUCAAAACCUUGGAUCAUGAGAUUCUGAACCUUUUGGA